UCAAACGUCAUUCCGAGAAAUUUUUUGGUUAGGGUUUUAUGUUGGUGGUGCAGUAAUCCAAAAAUAACAUUCAAAAAAGGGCAUUUCUCUGAAUCUCAAAAACAAGCUUACUGUUGACAAAUAAACGUAAAAGACAAGUAUUUGGUAGAGUGAUAAUACGGGUUCUAAGUAUGACGGAAACUACUGACCUAUCUGAACAGAAACUGAUCUCAAAUGGAGCAGCAAAACCAAAAGAAAAACCGGAACUAAAGCAAAAGUCCGGAUUAAUGAAACUUUCGAGCUACGUCCUGGCGCUGAGACCGUGGUCUUUGAGUGCUAGCCUGAUGCCUACGUUACUAGGAUCGACUAUAGCAUACAAGUGCCCUGGUUCUUCGGAUUUCAACUAUAUAACGUUAUUACUAACCCUUUUCACUGUAGUCUCAGUGCACGGGGCUGGUAAUGUUGUAAAUACAUACUUCGAUUACGUUAAGGGAAUCGACAAUCGAAAGUCUGAUGACAGAAUUCUCGUGGACCACAUACUAUCAAAAGACGAGGUAGUCUCCUUAGGCGCCACGCUGUACUUUGCUGGAUGCGUUGGGUUCAUACUACUAGCAAGCUUGUCCCCAGCAAAAAUGGAACAUCUAGCCUUGGUGUACUUUGGAGGUCUAUCGUCGAGUUUCCUCUAUACGGGAGGGAUCGGUUUUAAGUACAUAGCCCUGGGUGAUGUCAUAAUUUUGAUUAUUUUCGGACCCAUUUCGGUACUUUUCGCUUUUAUGUCGCAGACGGGACGUGUGGAAUGGGCGACCAUUUACUACGCCAUCCCCUUGGCUCUGAACACCGAAGCUAUCCUACACAGCAACAACACGAGAGACGCCGAGUCCGAUAAGAAAGUAGGAAUUGUUACUCUGGCCAUUAUUAUCGGACAUACCGCGUCCCACGUCCUGUACGCGUUUCUGCUGUUCACACCCUACAUAAUGUUCAUGGUAGCUUCGUUGAAAUACUCCAAAUGGUUCAUGUUGCCCCUCGUAACGCUACCGGGGGCGUUUAAGAUCGAGAAGCAGUUCAGAUCCAACGAAAUACACAGUGUUCCGAAAAAGACUGCCAAGCUGAAUCUGUUUUUCGGCGUGUUGUACAUCCUCGCCUGUAGUUUGGUUCCCUCGCUGCCGUACGUCACCCAGAGAUAGAUGUUUGACGCUUUACUGAUUUUAUUUAUUUGCAUUAGAUUAUUUUUUAUCGUACUAAAGAAUACUUUACGCUCAUGAUGUGGGGCCCUCUUUUCCAUGAGAAAACCUCAACGGUAGCUUUAACUUGAUCACUUUUCAUUAUGAGACUGGUUCGGGGGAAUUUACAAACUCGAAGGCGAAUCGCCAGUGCAACUUUCUUAUGGAAAUCUGCCUACAUAUAUUACUUAUUUAUUCUAAGUAUACAUUAUUGUAAACUUGUUUACGUGGAUUAUUCAGUUGCAGUUUUGUACCUAAUUUAUAUUUACUGUUAUACUAAGGUUUUUAAGUAAACAUUAUGAGUUUU
Anoplophora glabripennis (Asian longhorned beetle) is the source of this 1506-nucleotide messenger RNA. RefSeq names its product ubiA prenyltransferase domain-containing protein 1 homolog (gene heix). Gene Ontology annotation, biological process: menaquinone biosynthetic process; vitamin K biosynthetic process. The transcript has a single exon. Gene Ontology annotation, cellular component: Golgi membrane; endoplasmic reticulum. The record is from RefSeq and is a predicted model, not a curated record. The coding region runs from base 171 to 1163 and encodes 330 amino acids. Gene Ontology annotation, molecular function: prenyltransferase activity. Lineage: Eukaryota; Metazoa; Arthropoda; Insecta; Coleoptera; Cerambycidae.